AUGAGAGCUGGUACCAUCACUACGAGCCAGAGACAAAGCGGUACAGCAUGCAGUAGAAGCAUACGUCGUCAUCUUCCCAUAAAAAAAACCAAAGGCAGGCUCACCAUCUUUUUCGACGUCCAAGGUCUGCUACUUGUUGAAUUCCUCGAGCACAGAAGAAACAUUAACUCCGAUGCAUGCUCUCUACUUACGAGUCUCUCCAUUGACGCGUACUGGUCUAUAAGUGGAAACAUAGAGCACGUUGAUUAUGGCAUUCCAUUGCAAGUUGAUGAAUACGGAAGAGUGAAUCCUAUUAUUCUGAAAUGGAAUAGAACUUUAGCAUUCACAUCAGAUGACAGUAUUCGUAUUAUUCUUUCAACUGGAUUGACAUCCAAGUCGUUGGAAAGAACGAUCAGCUCUCUUCUGGUGAAUAUUCUGGAACCCAAAAUAACCCUAAAAAGUAACAGAACUCCUCGUUGCUUGCCAUCUAAUUAUAAAGAUCUGCGGGUCGUGCGUGCCGUUUUUGUGGAUGACGAAUUUGUGCUCGAAGGAUCUGUUUCUUAUCGUGUGUCCAUUUUCAUAUACCAGUGGGUAUUUCCGGAUGGAUCGUUUGUUACAGGAAGAUCGUCUGCUUCAACUUUUCGCAUUGUUUAUUCUUUAAAGACAGAAGGUUUGCAUGAAAUUCACCUAAUUGUAACAUCUUCCCGUGGUGAAGCUCAAACAUCACUUCUUUUGGUGGCGCUUCAACAAGUUUAUGUAGAAAUUCUGGAAAUUCCUUCUCAAUUCAUUUUGGUUGAUACCACUAUGGAGCUUCUAUUCUCUGCCACUGUCACUAACACUAAAGCAUGGAAAUUGGAAUUAAAAUGCAACAAUGAAUUGAAGGACUCAUUCUUAAUUCCACAUAUGAGUAAACAAGAUAUCUGUGAUAUUGCUGAUCAUACAUUUAAAUGGGAAUUCCAUAACAGUGGAAAAUACCAAUGUUGGUUAUACAGCACCGAUGGUAUAGUCGCUACAAGUUCUGGAAGAUACAUUUUUAUUGUUUUUCCAAGACUUAUAAAAGCUUUAAUUGAGACUAAAAAGGUAAUAACAACAAACGAAACAGUUACUUUCUCUGUUAAUAUUCUUUCGUAUUUAGAUCAUACUAAUUCUGUUAUUAAGUGGAGAGUUUUAAAAGAAAAUGAUUUAUCUAUUAUUUAUAAUAACAAAACACAAGAACUGCUUUCGGUGUCUUAUAUUUUCAAGGAAGCUGGAAAUUUUAUCGUUCAAGUCAUUGCUUCCAAUCCUUUCAGCCAAGUACAAAAUGAAACAUUAGUGACUGUAUAUGAUCCUAUAACCGACUUAGUAAUCCAUCCGUAUCGCUCUGUUAUGUUCAUCAAAGCCACUUCCGAAGUCCAAUUUGCAGCCAGCUUUUCCGCAGGUACUGACGCACAUUGUACGUGGAUUGUACAUUGUACAUGCAGUCAUUUAUUGAAGAAAAACUUCAAAUUUGGCAGCACCGAUUGUAAAUUCAUUCACAGAUUUGUUUUAUAUGGUGUCUGCAACGUAUCAUUGUCUGUGACAAAUAAAGUCAGUUCGGUACGCCCUCGGACACCAUGGAAAAUCUUUGUUGAAGAGCCCGUUACCGAUUUACAAGCUUAUGUCCCUGAUGUCGUGCAGGCUGGUUCGGUUAUUAAAGUUCAAGUUUUCUUGCCACAUUUCAAUUAUGGAGCACAUGCUGUUAUUAGGACAAAAUCCCAACGGAUCGCAACUAGAUAUGAACCAGAAACUUCAAUUUACGAAGCAGAACUGACAACUGAAAAUCGGAAAAACCUUGAGUGGCUCCGGAUCAGGGCUUUUAACAAUGUAUCGUAUGAUGUGCAACGUCGUCCAGUUUUGAUUAUACCUGAAAUUGGAAGAGUUUCUAUUCAUUCCAGUGGGUGUCUGGUGACUGGAAAUUCUGCAAAGUUUCUAGUACUAAUAGAUGGAAAUAUUCCGUCCGAGAAAGAUCGUUUGCUGUACAAAUGGACGAUCCAAUUCAGUAACGGCACAACCAGCGAGUAUACAAGUGUCCCACUAUUGCAGACAGUAACUUUACUGGCUCCUGGAAUAUUAACUGUAUCCGUCACUGUCAGCAAUAAAGUGUCUGAACGGAAUUCAUCCAUAAGUUUACAAGUGAAGGAAAGCUUAGAAGAGCCCUGCUUUGUACAUGAAGCUAUCUCUGAAUUAGGGAAGGCAGUGGAAUUCGAGCUCCUUGGUUUCAUUCCUGCAAGUAACCUUAUGUAUGCGACGCUGAAACUGAGGAUAUCAAAGAGUACACGAUCUUUUCUGGUUGCACCCCAAAGGAUUCAAAGUCCAUCAAGUUACAGAUGGCGCUACAUUUUCCCGUCAUCUGGUUUCUAUAGCAUAAUGGCUCAAGUGUUUUUGGAGUAUUUCGACUUCAUUUCGACAAACCUCACUUUUCAAUCGGGAAUUCACGUCCAACAACGCUUCAUCUCGCUGCAUUUAGCUGGUCCGGAAAUCGUUUGUAUUUCCAGGAUUCCUUUAAAUAACGAAUGGUUUGCAAAAGUUGUUCCCUUUUCUUAUGGAAAUAUUUUUAUUUGGUCACUACCAGAAUUUGAUGAAAUCAUAUCUGCUGACUUCAAACUAGUGACACACCAAUUACACCCUGGAACUAAUGAGCUGAAAGUUACAGUUAAGAACUCCUUUGGUCAUCUAAAUGCAUCCAUGCUGGUUCAAGCUGCUGUCACUUUAAUCGCCUUGAAUUAUUCUUUCUCGGAUUUUUUUGUUGGACAAAAUGGCACAUUUUCUGUCACAAUCAAUCAACCAGUUUUACCUGAUGCUGUUUUUGUGGAUUUCGGGGAUGGUCACAAAUUUGACUCUUCUGCCAAUCCUUCUAUGCUUCUUCAUGAAAUUCAUGGAAAUAGUUCCACUUUCACAGUUACUCAUGCCUACCAGGCCGCUGGGUUGCACAUUGUAUACAUCAAUGCGUCGAACACUGUCAGUCAUCUUGAGCACUGGACCACAGUUGAUGUUGCCAUCCCUAUAUCUGGAGUGACGCUGAAAUUGUUAUCACCUUCGAUUGUUGCUCUUUUUGAAGAAGUUGUUGUGCAGUGUUUAGUGGAAAAAGGAUCUGAUAUUGAUUUUGACUGGGAUUUUGGAGAUGAUACAGAUGGUCAAUACACUACAGUGAACAGCACAAGCAAUAGCAGUGUAGCCAUCCAUAGUUAUGGAGUCGCUGACACUUAUAACAUCACGGUUCAUGUAUUCAACAAUUAUGAAACCGUCACAGCUCAUCUUAACGUGUCAAUUCAAGCUGUUGAACCCAUCGAAAAAUUACACCUGCGCCCAAUAUUCGAUCAGUAUGCAGCUGCUUUGCACGAAUUGAAACCUGAUAAAGCCAGUGGAACUGCCAAGUAUGCUACAGAUCCGAUUGUGUUUGAGGCCUGGGUAUGGAGAGGAUCUGAUAUCCAGUUUCUUUUUGAUUUUGGUGAUGGCCAGACAAAACUGGUAUCAUCUGAGCUUAAUGUGUGGUCUCUCCCAUGCGCCACUGUGAAACACAUUUACACUGCUGAAGGAAUAUACAGCAUUUCUGUGACUGCAACAAACCCUCUUGAUUCUGUGAAUCAAAAUCUUUCUCAGCCCUUCUUUGUUCAGUUUGCACCAAAAGGCCUUAAACUGGACAGACAAUAUUAUAUUAUUCAGUAUAUGCAUACACUUAAAAUCUUUGCAUCUGUCAGUCAAGGCACUAAUAUAUCAUUUGUUUGGACAUUAGAUAAUGAACAGCUCAUUGAAACAGGAGGCAUUCUAACAUUGGACUCUUUGAGACCAGGUGUACACGUUGUUUCUGUCGAGGUUUUUAAUAAAGUAACAGAUUUUGCUUACAAAACUGUUACAAGACCCAGUGCAUCAUCAAAAAUAUAUGUACAAGAGAAACUGCAAGAACUGAGUCUUUGUGUGUUACAUAACAGUGAAGAAUGGUGCCAAGGAGAUGAAUUGGAACUCCCUUUGGAUGAAGAAAUCAUAUUUGUCGCAAAAGUGCUUCCAAAUACAGAGAGAUCUUUAAGAUUCACUUGGCAAGUGGGGAUAGGCGAUUUAAAAAGAACUAACAAGCCAUUUUUGCAUUAUAUGUAUCCAAGUCCUGGAAGGUUUAUAGUAAAUGUUACUGCUCAAAACCACAUUAGUAUGGUCUCUUCUCCCCACCUUGAGCUUCAUCUUGUUCAGAAGAUUGCCAAUUUGACAUCAAUCCACUGCCAAGGACCAAAUCUUGUAAACCAUGUUAUUACUUUUCGUGCUCUCUAUUGGUUUGGUACAAAUCUAACUUUCCAAUGGGAUUUUGGUGAUGGAUCUCCUAUUAAAAUUACUCACUCUCCUUCUAUUCAGCACAUCUAUAAAGAAGUUGGAGAAUAUUGGGUAUCCGUGAAUGUGUGGAAUAAAUUUAGUCAUGCAAACAUUUCAACAAAUAUGUUUUUCUUGCAUCACUUUUGUCAGAAACCAGAAAUAACCUUCCUACAGCAAACAGGACAAGUUUUUAAUUAUGCAGAUGAUAUUUUGAUUGAAGCAGAAAUUUUAACUAAUUGUGAGACAAGCAAUGUUAAGUACAAUUGGACAAUCAAAAAAGAAAAUGGAUCUCUUGUGUUAUUUGAUGUUUCUGAUAUGUUGCUCCAAAGACAUCUAAUAAUACCUCAGUAUUAUUUAAAGCCUGGAAGAUACAAUAUUCAUUUGAAGGUUGAAAUGAGUGGAUUUAUUGUUUAUGCUGAGUCUUCAACAACCCUGGAAAUUCAGUUCCCAAAUCCUGUUGCUUUCAUCAAAGGUGGCUAUGUACGCUUAAUUGGAAGUAAUGACAGUAUUAAAUUGGAAACAAACAUAAUAACCAUGGAAAAUACAAGCCAAUCUGUAAAUUACACUUGGAGCUGUUCACCUCUUACUCAAAGACAUCUUUCUUGUUUUCAAGAAAACUAUCUGGAUUCUUUUUCUGCAACAAUCACAAAUAGUUUUGUCUUGUCAGCUUCACAUUUAACUCGAGGAUUAUCUGCUGUUAUUAUUAACUCAACUAUUCAAGGUCAACAACUAGUUUCAGCAUCACAAAUAAUUGAAAUUAGGCCAGCUCAGCAUGUGUUAAUUACUACCAUUGACUCUGAAGUUGGUUAUAAUCAUCAGAUUAAUCAAGAUUCCAAAAUUCGAAUGAAAGCUAACUGUCAAAAUUGCUCAGGCCAUCAUGUUGAGUAUGAAUGGAAAGUGUGGAAAAUUGAAGGAGAAAUGCAUAAAAUGCAUUAUAGUAAUUAUGAGUGUGUUCAAGCAGAUGGUUCCACAUUUUUUAUUAUGUCUCCAAAUACCACAUUAAUUUCUGAAAAUAAUUCUUACUCCUUUCACAAUAUCUUUCAAGACAACAUAAAAGAAUCAUACUAUGGUUCAACAAAUCAACUUAUAAGUGAAGAUCUUCCACCAUUCCCAAAUUUACCAGGCUUUCCAGAGGAACUAAAUUUUUCACAUUCUCGAAAAAGACUUCGUUCUGUUCGACAUUCACCACAUGAAUCCAUGAUUGAUCCACCUGACUUUACUCCAUUUCAGUCUUAUCCCUUUGAAGAAAAUGCACAUUAUGAUAUUAAUUCAACAUUUUUCAAUCUCAGUUAUCCAGAUUUCUUACCAGUUUCUCCGCAUGGUGAUGUAUUGGGAGGUCUUGAUUAUCCUAUACCUGAAGAAGGUGCUCCUGGAGAGAGUGGAAGUGCUAUUGCUCGAGAUCAAAGUUCCCAUCGUUUCAAAAUAUAUUUAUCUGAAAAUGAAGGUCAGAUUGAAGAAGGUGCUGGGAAACCUCGUAUUGAUGGAAGUCAUGUUUUUGUUCAUGAGACUGACAAAAUGGGAGAUCCUGUUCGAGAUCCAAGAUUGCAUGAAAUACCUACUGUUACUCAUCUUCUUAAUAGACCCAGAAAUCCUUUAUUCUUAAGUCGUGACAAUACAACUACAGGUUUCAACUCGGAGUAUUUCAUACUUAAACCUGGAGUGUUACGAGCGGGCCAUUCUUAUUUGAUUGAAGUUAUUACUAAAGAUAAAAAUCAUGCUGUCGAAGGGAGUGCAAUGGAACUCUUACUGAUUAAUGCUGGUCCUGCUAAUGGUAGAUGCACUUUAAUGCCAACUCAAGGUUACAGUCUUAAUUUUAAUUUUCGAUUGCAUUGUAUGGAAUGGAAAAGUGACCACCAACCUCUCUACUAUGAACUCAGAUAUUCCCUUACACCUACUGAACUAGGACAUUUGAUUUAUUUUGGAUUGAACAGAAAUGCAAAAUUUGUGCUUCCUUCAGGACUUGAUUCAGAAUCUUUUAAUGUGUAUUUAAAUGUCAUCAUUCGAAACAAUGUAGGCGCCUCCACUAAAGUUUGUUCAAUAGUGAGAGAAGUCAAACCCCUUCAUUUGAAUACUACAUUAAUACAGUACAUAUAUAACGAAACAUUUCACCCUCAGUCUCAACUAGCCAAAUAUUUGGGAGAAAAACAAAACCAAGCUCUUCUGCAUCAAAUUCAUGUUUUAUCAUCAUCCCUCAAUAAUCAAGAUUUAAUUAAAAGUGCAAAUAAAAAGGAUAAAAUUUUAAAAGAACAAAUUAGAUUUCGAUUUUUAGAAGCCAUUGAACAUUUGAAGAUUUUGAGCAAGGUAGAAGCUGUACAAAUUCUCUCAUGUUUGAGUGAAAUCAUUACAGAUACAUCAGAGAUUACAAUGUUUGAGCUUCAGAAAGUUUACAACAUCUACACUAAGUUACAGAAUCUUAAAUCUGAGUUGUAUGGCUUUACAUCUGAGGUCCUGCAACAUGAAUUUUUGGUUCUUUUAUCAAAACUGAUGUUUGCGUCUCAUUCUGUUUAUUUAAGAAAUGAAGAAUUGAUCAGAAUAGGGCGUCAACAACUUGCUGAAGAAAUUAAGGAUUUGAUGAAACUUAGAUUGAAAAUUGAAGAGCCACUUAUCAUAGAAGUCCCUCACAUUUUUAUAUGUGGUCUUUAUCUUUUAAAUGUGGAACAGAAACUUGGAUUGAAUGCUUUCCAAAUACCUUUAAAAUUGACUGAGGUUCAAUUUCUUGGUGGCUUUAAUUCUACUUUUAAUAAUAAAAGAAUAAAAAGAUGUUCUUCAGAUGGUUGCAAAGACGAUGAUAGCUGUAUAGCUCUGAUUGCUCAAGAAUUUGACUAUGUUUCUAUGCCUCAUUAUUUAAAUUUCGCCCAACUUUUACCUACCAAAAAAACGUCCAUUUUACUUUCUGUUUUAUCUUGUGACAAAUUAAAGAACUUUGACAGCACAGCUAAUUUAAAUUUCAGUGUUCGAUUUUCCCGCAAUCAUGAAAAUGAAAUGACAAAUAGAGCUUUACUGUCAAUGCAUCAUACGAACUUUCAUCAGAUAAAUAUAACUGAUGAUGACAUCAAUCAUUCUUAUUUAUUCCAUGUGAAAAUGGAUUCCGGAAUAAAUGGAAGUGAAAAUUUUCAAUUAGAAGCAUUAUUUAGGCAUGGAAAUUGGCCUACACCCAAGAAAUACAGCUGGAAACAGAAAUUUGUUACUAAUGCUGAAGAGCACAGUUUUUUCAUCUCCCAAGAUCAUAUUAAAGUGCCUGGUAUAUAUUACUUUGCUGUAUACCCUCAAGUUGAGAACAAACAUGUUAAAUCCAAUGAAAUACUCACUGCAUAUAGUAUUUUCAUUUGGAAAGAAGUCUGUCUUGGAAAAUCAAGAGGAAUAUGGUCAACUCAGAAUUGCUUCUCUUCUGAAACUUCUAAUUAUGUUUGGUCUGAUUGCAAGUGCUCUGCUUUAGAAAUUACUGCAUAUUCAAUUCCAUUCACAGUCAACACUUUUCAAGUACCCCUGAAAGACUUGAUGGAACCAUAUUUCAAUUUUGUGCCUAUUGUCAUUUUUAUAGCGAUUUUACUUGUCUAUUUUAUUCUGCUGGUUUUGAACUUUUAUAAAGAUAAAAUGAAGAAUAUAAGUUGUUCACCUGUGCCUUUGAUUGAUAACAAUAACAAACACAAGCAGAUGUACCUUGUAUGUGUAAAGACAGGGAUGUAUUAUUCAGCUGGAACAACAGCUUCAGUUUUUAUUGUCUUGCAUGGUACAAAAGGAAUGACUGAAACAAGGCAACUGAUUGAUUCAAAAGCUGAAAAAUAUUAUUUUCAAAAGGGAGCCAUUGAUUUAUUUUUGAUGAGCACUGAAAAGAAUCUUGGCCCUCUAACAAAGUUAGAAGUAUGGCACAAUAAUCACGGUCCAUCCCCCUCAUGGUAUUUAAAAGAAAUUAUCAUUAAAGAUCUGAAAACAGGUUUUAGCUACGAUUUUGAAUGUUACAAAUGGCUUUCAGCUGAAAAAGGUGAUGGACAAAUUGAAAGAGAGCUAACACUUCUGGAAAGAAAACCAUCGUUUUGUUCAAUAUUUUGGGAUAGUUUUGUAAAUUUAAUUCAUGACUUCAAUAUGUGGAAUUCUGUGAUUUGUGAAUCUCCCACAUCUUUUUUCACUGGAGUUCAGAGGCUUAGUUGCUGUUUAUGUUUCUAUUUGAACUGCUCCCUGCUUUUUGCUGUGUUAUUGGAACAGAUAUUUGAAAAACAACCUGUGCAGGAAAAUGUUUUACCACAUAUUUCUGAAAGUACUUUCCCUCUUUGCCUGUCAGUAUCAGCAGCUGCAACAUUGCCCCAAAUUAUACUCACACUUCUCUUCCGAUUCUCAAAAAUGCCAUCUGUAAAUGUAGAUCCAAAAUUCAACAAGGUAUUUUGUUUCCUAUCCCUGCAUCAUUUGUAUUGUUGGCUGCGACAAAAACGGUCCAAUUCGAGUCAUUCAUCUGACAGAUCUGCUAGUUCAUUGGGCGAGAGUGAUAGUUUUUAUAGUAGUUUUGAAGAAAGCAGCAUUAUGUCCAUCCCUGAACUUAUGGAAGAGAGCUUUUCUACUGAGGGAAAAGAUGAGUUUCCUACCUCAGUAUCAUCAAUGAGUAUUAACGAUCCUGUUUCACCUCUUCAGAAAACUUUAUCUACUUGGCAAGCAUUUGAAAACUGGGUGAGGAAGAAACAUGAUUUAAUUAAAUCGGAUGUUAUGUCUGGAAGGCAGCAAAUAUCCACUGAAAAAUCUGAUUCUGUACUGAUACCAGAAGAAAUAAUGCUAGAAGAUUUAGAGCAUAAUGAAGAUGAUUCAAACCAGUCGAAUGAUUCUGUUUCACUUUCAUCUGAAAAUUCUAGAGACAGGCUAGAGAUCACCAACUUUAUCCGGAAUGAUGCUGUAUUAAGUCAUGGUUUAAAUUUAUACCUUCAUAUACCUUUCUUACAUUCUUCAUUUUACUAUGUUGCAUGGGUUUUACUCACAUCAAACAUAUUAUUGGCUGGUACCAUGACUGCUAUCAAAAUAUCAAGCUUUUCAUUCACAAAAUGCACUUUUUGGAUGAAGUAUACAUUCCUAAGUCAAUUAUGUUCUUUUAUGAUUAUUAUUCCUUCACUGAUUUUAUUGAUGACCAUCAUUGUUUCUAUAAAAAGAUAUUUGGGAUACAAAGUACAAAGGCAAUUAGCUUCUGAUGAGCAACCUUUACAAGAAACGGAUUCAAAUGAAAUCAAUAAAAUGGAACCCAGUUACAAAAGGAUUGAGUAUUUUAAGAAAUAUUUGCGUCCACCAAAAGAGCAGAUAUUGGAGCAGUUUAGACUAUAUGCAAUGAAAGAAAAAUAUAUUUUUAAUUUGCAAAGUUCUUUUUGGCAAUAUGUUGCAAUUUUCGUCUUGUUACUACUUCUGUUACUACCUAUUGAUACUCGAAAUCGAUAUUUACAGAAAACCUCAAUUCUAAAUUCCCUCUUCAGACAAUAUGGGCAGUCUGUUGCAGCUACACCCGUUAAAUCAUCUUUAGAACUAUAUGACUGGUUUGAGUUUGACUUUAUUGAUAGAUUCUAUGGUAGAAGUCAGUGCUUUGAUCCCAAUUUAGACUGUGCCAUAACCGUCUUAACUGGUUGCAGCGUAGUUGGAAGAACAGUUAUUAGAUUAUUCAAAAGUCAUGCAUGCCACGAUGGCUUAUUUUCAACAUGUAAAUACAAUUCACUUGAAAAUACGAGUUCAAAUAAUACAUUUUAUCAUUAUGAACAUCGUUUAUUGAAGGGACAUUUUGGUGCAUAUAAUUUAGAAGAUAAAUUGGUGAUUUUGCAGGAAAAUCCUGAAGAAGCUCAACAUCAAAUUGAUUUAUUUUUAUCUCAUUUGUUUAAUGUCACAUCUGGAGCUGUUAGUAUCGAGUUUUUACUUUUCAAUCCAACUUUUUCAACGCUUAUUUCUGUCUCUUUAUUAUUUGAACUUACAGAGUUUGAUAUUUUAUUCUCAAAAGAAAUUUUAUUUGCAACAUUAAGUGAGCCAACCAGUUUUCAAUACCAUGCUAAUUUUGCUUUGCAUCUACUUUUUAUGCUUAUUAUUUUAGUGAAUUAUAAAAAUAUGUGUUGGCGUAUUUUAAAAUAUGGACUUUCAAUGCUGAUAAAAAGCUGGGAUUGUUUCUCUGCAUUAUUCAAUGUUGUAUCAACAAUGUACAUUUCAGUGUAUAUAAUUUACAUGCUACAGUUUAGACAUAUUUUAUCCACUCUAGCAGAGAAAAACUUUCAUGUCAAUUUAAACAUAGCAAUGAUUGCUUACUUCGAGACUCUAACUCAACAGUUGUUAUCGUUUCUCAUUUUCUUGCACCUGAUUCAUUCAAUUAGAAUUUUGUGUUUCAGCCCUCGAUUGAAAAGAUUGCUACACAUUAUCACCAAAUCAUGGAAAAUCAUUUUAUCAACCUUUUUCAUUUUCAUGCUGUUGAUAUCCAUUUGUGAUUUAAUGACAAGACAUUUUAUAGGCGUUACUGAUAAGCUAUCUCAUCCUUUGAUAAACUGCAUAAAGGGGAUGGGCUCCAUAUUUAGAUUUUACAAGAAACCAGAAAUUGUUGAUAGUGAUUCUAGCAUAAAUAAAGUGUUGUCCACCAUUAUAUUAUUUUUCAUUGUUGCAAUUCAUGUUGUAUUGCUAUCCUUUUUAAGAUCAGUAUUGAUCAAAAAUAAAACUUCUGGACAUAGAGUUGUGAGGGAAAAAAUAACAUUGAAAGACACAAAAAAAGUCUUAAAACGAAAAUUAACUAGCUGUUUUAAGCCACCGUCUCCUCAUGUUGUAGCUAAAGAUGACUAUGUACUGCCAGUGGAUUUCUUACUUAUAGAACUGGAACAACUGGCUGAUUCUUUGCUAACAAAAGCCAAUGACUUAUUUUCAGAAUACGAAAUUAAUGAUUGUAAGAAGUUGGAAGACACCAUAUGUUCCUCCACAAUAGAGGGUUAUUUAACAUCCCAGUGCCAAUUUUUGGAAAAUGAAAUAGGUUUUGAAAUACCUUCAUCUGAUGAAAUCAAAGUUGGUGGUCCGUUUGAACAGUACAGUCCAAAGAUGAGUGUGGAAUCUCAAUUGAAAAUUGCCGAACUUGUUACUGAAAGACUCACUGCCACAAUGCCUAGGUUGAGCAAAUCCAUGACAAAGAAUCUCCAACCAUCCAGUCUCAGUGCAUCAAUAUCUUCUCAAAGGAAAUUCAAACACUUUUCUGGAAAAAAUUUGAAUCUCUCAUCUUCAUUACCUCAUAAGAUACGCAAGACAUACCCUUUGUAUCAUGUAGACUCCGAUUCUUCAUCAUUUUCUGAUUCCAAUUCUGAUAAAAAUGUUGCAAAUUCGCUGAGAAAAACGAAGUCAAGAGGUAAAGGAAAGAAUAAAGAGCUUGAUAUAGCUGAUUUGGACGAUGACAUGCUGUAAUUAAUACUAAGUGUCCAAAUAUUAUGUUUGAAAAUAGUUUAAGAUGUUAUAAAUUUUAAUCCACUCUGAGCCAUGUCAAACUAUUGUUUUUUAUGAAAUGUAUAUAUAUUCUAAUAUUUGUAUUGUUUUUUAUAUUCUAUUUAGAUAUAUUAUUUUAAAUUGUGAAACAGGUGAUUUCAUAAAAUAAAUAUUUUAUAAACUAUCAGGUGAAAUCAGUUAAAACCAGUAUUUUAGAUCAAGUGGGAAUAGAAUUACAAUGACUUAAACCAUAAAAUACAAAUAUAUUUUAACUAGUGCAAAAAAUAAAGAAUUAAUGAUGAAAGGGAGUGGCAUCUUUAUUUAUCAAAAUUUGGAAUACCUAAAGUGGAAGUCCGAUUCAGUUUAAAUGUUGAUUCUUUCUGAAAGAUCAUCUGAGGAAAUUGGUCCACAUUUGUAUUUCAUGGAAACCAAUUACAUUAGUGGAUUGUAAAAGACGAUUUAUUGCUAUCUUUAUUUUGUUAAUGUUGCUAUCUUUGUUUUGUUAACUAUGAUUGGAGAGCAAGUCUUUUUAUCUUGCCCAUGAAUAAAUUUAUUCUUAUAUUUUUAAAUCUAAUUAGCCAUCAUUAAUUAAUUUUAAUGUGGGAUUAUUUAUUUAUCUCAUUCAUACUAGAUUUCAGUUGUUGCUUUAUGAAAUAGUUUUGUAUUUUAUGAAAUAACUAAUUUAUAAAUAUCUUUCAUUUAGUCAUUGGUCUGAAUUUUUCGAAAUGUUACAUUUAUAAAAAAUGUUGAUUCUUUCUUAAUGUUACUACAUUGUCUAUUUUUCUAUGUCUGUAAAUAUUGCU
Messenger RNA from Argiope bruennichi, 12500 nucleotides. RefSeq lists its product as uncharacterized. The record is from RefSeq and is a predicted model, not a curated record. The coding region runs from base 1 to 11679 and encodes 3892 amino acids. Gene Ontology annotation, molecular function: protein binding. The transcript is spliced from 49 exons. NCBI's taxonomy places the organism in Eukaryota, Metazoa, Arthropoda, Arachnida, Araneae, Araneidae.